Messenger RNA from Myripristis murdjan (pinecone soldierfish), 1487 nucleotides. RefSeq names its product peptidylprolyl cis/trans isomerase, NIMA-interacting 1 (gene pin1). Lineage: Eukaryota; Metazoa; Chordata; Actinopteri; Holocentriformes; Holocentridae. Gene Ontology annotation, cellular component: cytosol; nucleus. The transcript has 5 exons. The record is from RefSeq and is a predicted model, not a curated record. Gene Ontology annotation, molecular function: peptidyl-prolyl cis-trans isomerase activity; protein binding. Bases 119 to 589 code for a protein of 156 amino acids.
GUAAAGCCAUUUGUUGUCGUAUCGAGAGCAGUCGCAAUUUCCUUUCCUACUGAGAGGAGGUUGCCACUCCGUAGAUUUAUUCAAGUUACGUUUGGCAACACUAAUUUUCUGGAGAACAAUGGCCGACGACGAGAAGUUACCGCCGGGCUGGGAGAAACGAAUGAGCCGCAAUUCAGGCAAGGUGUACUACUUCAACCACAUAACCAACGCCAGCCAGUGGGAGCGUCCCGUUGGAGACGGCCGUGGAGAGCCUGAGAAGGUGCGCUGCUCUCACCUCCUGGUGAAACACAAUCAGUCACGUCGUCCGUCUUCUUGGAGAGAAGAAAACAUAACGCGCACUAAAGACCAGGCGUUGGAUCUCAUUCAGAAGUACAUAGAACAGAUCAAGUCUGGAGAGGAGGAGUUUGAGACUCUGGCUUCUCAGUUCAGCGACUGCAGCUCUGCUAGGAAUGGUGGAGACCUGGGACUGUUUGGCAGAGGUCAAAUGCAGAAACCUUUCGAGGACGCCUCUUUUGCCCUCAAAGUGGGAGACAUGAGUGGUCCAGUUUUCACCGACUCUGGAGUGCAUAUCAUCCUUCGUACCGGAUGAAGAGAAUAUCUCUUUCCCUCUCCCUCUCUCUCUCACUCUCUCUCAGUACUACAGUUUCUUUUAACAAUACACACCAACAAGUAAACAGAGCUUCUAGCCUACAUAACAUAGUUUAAGUGGGAUCAUCUUCCAAGCUUCUCCCGUACCUUUGCCUUUGUAUAUGUACGAAAAAUGUCUUUAAGACCUUCUUUGAACUUUGGGGAAUAUUACAGAUUGUUUCUAUAUGAUGACCUCAAACUUUUUUUUUGUUUUUUUUUUUUUUGUUAACCAUGGCAACGCCGUUGUAUAAAAAGUGAGAGUGCCUGUGACCCGAUAAAAGUGACUGUCACCCUUUCAGAGAACAGUUUCACGUGAUGCGGGAUCACAAGAUGAGUGGAAUAUGAGAGUGUGUGUGCAAGUGCUAGUAUUUUUUAUUUUGUAUGUGCAUGUCUUCAGAAGCACCUCUGACAUUUAGCUCCCCCAACCCCUUUUUCCAUUAUAUCUACUGUAUGUGUGCCAAAGCUGUUCCUCUAUUUGUGUUUCUUUUCUUUUCUUUUUUUUUGAAAAGAGAUACAUCAGAACAGUAUGCAUACAAAGAGAAAACCUAUAUUCUGACUUUUCAACAUUUCAGCUUUUGAAUGUUUGUCCCCAUAACUUGCGGAUGCUCAGUUUGAAGUAUGCAGUUGUAGAAAAACAGAAAUAUUGGUUUUCACUCUCCACUUUGAGACGUACUUAAGUACAUGGCACUGUUUAUGGUUGCUUUGCUGUUAUAAUCAGUUCCCCAGCUUUUACAAGCCUCAACAUUCAAGCAAACCGUUAUAGAAAAUGUGUGAUUUGGACUGUAACUGAUGAAAAAAAAAAAAAAAAAAAACACCAUAUAAGAGCUGUUCCUCUUCCAUCAUUAAAAAAUCUCUUGUUU